AGUUCAAAGCGGAAGGGCAAAUCAUCCACGUCCAGGCGCAGAGUGUGACGCUGUCGAAGACGCCAUCGAGAGAGUCGGUCUGGAACACUUUAUGGAUAUCGAGUGUAUGGGCUUUUAACGUUCCUCUGGCCCAACAGGUGAGUCGUUGGCCUCGGGGGUCACGCAUAGGCCUGACGAUUGGUUUGUGGCUGGUGGCCGCCCUCAUCUUUAACACAGUAUACCGUUCAAAUCUGAAGGCCAUGCUGAUCAAGCCACUCCUGCGUCUGCCCUUCAGUAACCUUGAGGAGCUCCUCGAGAAUAACAUCCCAUGUUCCAUCUACGGUAAUUCCAGCCUGGACGUCACGAUAAAGAUGGCACCCGCAAACACUUCCUUGGGUAUGUUGAAUAAGGUGGCGGUGCGACACAAGGAUCUCCGUAAAUUGGUGCACGGGUUGGAGUCCGGCCGCCACGCUGUCUUCACGGCCUACCUGGGACUACUCGCAGUCAUGCACACGACGUAUGCAAGAAAAAAAGCUUGCUCCUUCUACCUGACGAAUGACCUUCACGUAUCGUCCCGGCCCCUCACGCUCCUGUUUCCUAAAGGCUCUGCUCUCCGGGAGCGCGUCAACCCGAUAAUAACAAGUCUUAGGGAAUCCGGAAUCAUGGACUUCUUGUUAAGGUCUGAGGUGUAUCAUGCCAAAAGAUGUCUCUCCCAGCCUGCUUCCGCACCUGACACUCAACGAGCACUCCAGCUGAGUGACCUGUAUGGUGUUUUUCUUCUCUACACUGGAUGUAUAUCCAUCACUUGUAUUGUAUUUCUGGCGGAGCUCGUUGUCGGGUCAUCAAAGUCCGGUUAGCGCCGAAGACGAAGAAUCGAUAUGGGAUACUUUCAGGAUUAUUAACGGUUCCUAGCAAGGCGCAAGCUUUGGUGUACACUUACAAGUGCUCGUUUGCUUAUUGGCUUUCAAUGAGUGUAUUUUGGUAUGCUACUAUACACUGUAUGACGAAAUAAAAUGUAAUGCAAUAAU
Molecule: messenger RNA, 1007 nt
Organism: Eriocheir sinensis (Chinese mitten crab)
Lineage: Eukaryota; Metazoa; Arthropoda; Malacostraca; Decapoda; Varunidae
Product: glutamate receptor 1-like
Exons: 6
Coding region: 240-836 (198 amino acids)
Source: RefSeq, a predicted model, not a curated record